AUGACGCGAAGUCGUUUCUGCUGCCUGCUCUCGGGGCCUCUCUGCCUCAAACUGCUGACUUUCCUUGUGCAGAAGCAACACAGUGUCCCCACCCGGGGAGGGGCCACCUGUGGCCCGGAGCUCCCGAGGGAGAUUGUGCAGCUUGGGGUCAACGGAGACGAGGUCGGAGAGGCUGGUGUGUGGAAGUGUAAAGUUAGAAUAAUUUUAAGGAAAGUCCACUUGUGCCUGCGUCCGUGGGCUCCGGGGGUAAAGGACCCAAGAUCAAACCAGGAGGCCGGCUGCUCCGACUCCCUGUUCUGGAAGCUGAACCAGUGGCUGAUGAUCCACAUGUUCCACUGCCGCAUGGUGCUCACCUACCACAUGUGGUGGGUGUGCUUCUGGCACUGGGACGGCCUGCGCAGCAGCCUGUACCUUCCGCACCUGGCGCUGUUCCUCGUGGGGCUGGGUCUGCUCACACUCGUCCUCAACCCCUACUGGACCCAUAAGAAGACGCAGCAGCUCCUGACCCCGGUGGACUGGAACUUCGCGCAGCCGGAGCCCGGAGGCGGGCGGCCCGUGGGGGCUAAUGGCCAGGUGCCGCAGAAGAAGGGGCAGUAGCCGCCCGGAGCCCAGGGCCCCGGGGCGCAGGCGGCUGCUGUCCACGGGCUCCGCGAGGUCCCCGCCGCAGACUCCCGCGGAGUGAGGCAGGGACCGCGCUGUCCCCGGCGCUCUUUCCGAGUCACACUGACUGUGCUGAUUUCCCGGUGGCUGCAAAGGGUGUGCAAAGCCCGGCUUUGCCUCUGGGGGCACAUUUUUGCCGUCGCGAGCCUGUCGCCUGCUGUGGUUUGCUCCUGCGCGCCUAACCGUGUGCGGCCCUGUUGACCAUCAGGGAGGGCGUCACGGUGGCGGCCGGGCCACCUGUCCAGGAGGAGGGAGCGCUCCCAGUGCCGGGCGUGACUCGGCAUCAGCAACCCUCCCCCGCCCCCCCUUCCCAGCCGCCGUGGCCGUCAGCAUCCGGUCUGUCCGGUCACACGGUCAGCAGUUUGUGUGUCCUAUCUGGUGGUGGUGACCUUCUUAGCCGCAGGGCACUGUCCUCGGACAGAAGGGGUCCUGUUUGGGCCCCUUGUUAGAAUCUCCGUGGUUGGAGAGGCCAGCCUGGCUGCGGUCGCGCCAUCUGGUGGCGAAGCCGCGGGCGGACCCCUUGCAGGAGUGACCCUCCCCCCCUUGGGGGACAGAGCCAGCCUGGUGGGUGUGUGUGCUCCAGUGCAGGCUGUGGGGUCACGCAGCAGGGGAUCUCCAGUAAAACCAGAAGCGUGUAUUCACACUCUCUUGGUCACUUGGUAAAAUAAGGUAGAUGUUCGGUAAUCAGACCUGUCUGGAUUUUAGAGCCGUUUUCAACGGACCGAGUUGCCGGUGUGCUUCCCAACCGGACCCUCAUUCCGUGGCUGGCGUUCCUGAGGGUUUCAGGGCCAGGCACUGGGCACUCUGCCCUGCGAGCUGGGAGGGCAGGCA
Messenger RNA from Puma concolor (puma), 1491 nucleotides. The record is from RefSeq and is a predicted model, not a curated record. Lineage: Eukaryota; Metazoa; Chordata; Mammalia; Carnivora; Felidae.